AGCUGGGGAUGGUGACGGGAAUCCGCAGCCGACUUGCGGCCGUAUACCACCCCACUCGCUGUCACACUUCCCAGCCUGCAAACCCCGCGCCGAGCUCGCCUGCCCCACCUCUUUCUCCUCUGCAGCCCACGCCUCCCUAUAAAUUCGCAACCAGUCCCCGCCGUCGCUCUCAUUCCUCGGCCACAGCGCGGCCACCAGACGCCCACCAAAGUUUCCGCUAUUCGCCAAAAGGUCCCCGGCGCUGCCCGCCAUGGAAAGGCGGCACGGCUUCUUCGCGGCGCUGCGGGAGGAGGUGGCGCGCGGGCUGUCGCCGGCGCGGGCGCGCCGCAAGUCGGAGGCCGCGGACCUGGCCGCCGCCGCGCUCAGGUUCGCCGGAGUGGUCGGCGGCGGCGAGAUGCUGGCGCCGCUCAUGGAGGGGCCCGAUCCGGAGCCCAGCGACGGGGAGAGCGGCGGCGCCUGCCGAGGCGCCGCGCGCGGGAGGAAGGAAGGUUGGGGCCACUGGGUGCGCGGCCAGUUCGCGCGGGCCCCGUCCUCCGCGGUCGCCGCCGCCGGGGCCGGCGCGCUGCGCAACGACCUCAGGAUGCUCCUCGGCGUCCUGGGAGCGCCGCUCGCGCCGGUCCACGUCUGCGCCACCGAGCCGCUCCCGCACCUCAGCGUCAAGGACACUCCCAUCGAGACCUCAUCGGCGCAGUACAUCCUGCAGCAAUACCUUGCGGCCUCCGGAGGGCACAAGCUUCUGGCCUCCCUGCGCAACUCCUACGCCAUGGGCAAGGUGCGCAUGGUGGCCACUGAGUUCGAGACCGGCGGCCGCCUCACCAAGAACCGCAAUGCUGGACGCGGCGGCGAGCCUGGCCGCUUCGUGCUGUGGCAGAUGGCCCCUGAGAUGUGGUACAUCGAGCUGGUUGUCGGUGGGAGCAAGGUGCACGCAGGGUGCAAUGGCAAGCUCGUGUGGCGCCACACACCAUGGCUUGGUGCCCAUUCUGCCACGGGCCCUGUUCGCCCGCUUCGCCGUUCCCUUCAGGGCUUGGAUCCAUUGAUGACGGCAAGCAUGUUUGCUCGUGCCCGGUGCAUUGGUGAGAGGAAGGUGAAUGGGGAGGAUUGCUUCAUCCUGAAGCUGAGCACAGACACUGAGACCCUCAAGGCACGCAGCGAGGGCCAUGCAGAGAUUAUCAGGCAUGUCACGUUUGGGUACUUCAGCCAGAGGACUGGUCUUCUUGCCCACAUUGAGGAUUCACAUCUGACCCGAAUUCAGUCAGCUGCCGGAGGGGACGCGGUCUACUGGGAGACUACCAUCAGCUCGUUCAUGGAGGACUACCGUCCAGUGGAUGGUAUAAUGAUCGCGCAUUCUGGGCGCUCGGCUGUGACCCUGUUCAGGUUUGGUGAGGUUGCCAUGAGCCACACCAAGACUCGGAUGGAGGAGGUGUGGAGCAUUGAAGAGGUUGCAUUCAACGUCCCAGGGCUGUCCAUGGACUGCUUCAUCCCGCCCACUGAUAUCAAGUCUGGAUCUGUUGGUGAGGCCAUGGAGCUUACUCAUGGCGAGAGGAGCCGGGCUGGCCCUCCCCAAGGCUACUGCGCUAAAGUUGCUGCCCUGGAGAAAGCAGAAGAAGAUAAAGUGGCAUGGGGUGGUGGAACCGUACUCGAGAGUCACAACUGAUCUGCAGUCUGUUUAUACUUGGUUCUCACAGUGCAGCUGCUGACCCUGUUGAAUCUAGUGUAGGAGAGAAACAAGUGAAAGUUGAGAGGAUUUGGAGGUUUGGUAAAUCCAAAUGCCUCCUCUGUAUAGGAAGAAGCAUGAGGCAUUCACAUGGUCUUGCAUAUGAUUGAAGCGGAUCUGUGUGAAUCAUCCUUUCUGAUCCCAUCCAGAGACAUGGUAGUAGGUAGCCUUGUUUCCUGCUUCAGGCUUUUCUUCAUUUUUUUGUCUGUUCCUAGUGAAAGGACUGCUUAGGGUAUGUUCUCCAUUCCAACCGCAUGAGAAAGGCCAUUGUGGUUGGUUCUCUUUUAGCUUAUACUAAUUGGUCGCUGCCAUCAAUGGGGAAGAAGGGUUUCCUCGCCAGGAACUGGCAGUGUUUUGGCCGUCAUGGCAUCCGAUUGGCGGUGGUUCAGUGUGUUUUGCUUGCUGAUGGAUUGAGCUGAAGCUAACCUCUCAGGGGAAAAAGAGAGAGAGAGAGAGAGAGAGAGAGAGAGUAGAACAUCUGAAUGGUUUUUACUUGUGUUUUAGUACUGGGUAGAACCUGUUAGAUGUUUGUUAGUUAGCAGUGUUUUAUUUAGUAAGUUAUCUUGUUCCUGAACCUCCCCCCUUUGCAUCUCUCUAUAUUUAAUCAUGAGAUGAAGGAUCCACUAUUGUUAAACAGAUGGUGGAUGUAAUAUAUUCCCAAACAUCUUUUUGAGUGUCAUGGAUUGAACUGUGUUUGCGAUUGUCCUUGUAAGGAGGAAAUGGAAUGAUUCAGGCUUUUUCCCA
Molecule: messenger RNA, 2458 nt
Organism: Sorghum bicolor (sorghum)
Lineage: Eukaryota; Viridiplantae; Streptophyta; Magnoliopsida; Poales; Poaceae
Exons: 3
Coding region: 251-1654 (467 amino acids)
Source: RefSeq, a predicted model, not a curated record